This is a messenger RNA of Pleurotus ostreatus (oyster mushroom), 801 nucleotides long. RefSeq names its product Proteasome subunit beta type-6 (gene PRE7). The record is from RefSeq and is a predicted model, not a curated record. The transcript is spliced from 6 exons. The coding region runs from base 1 to 801 and encodes 266 amino acids. Gene Ontology annotation, cellular component: proteasome core complex. NCBI's taxonomy places the organism in Eukaryota, Fungi, Basidiomycota, Agaricomycetes, Agaricales, Pleurotaceae.
AUGCCUGCCAUGCUCUCAACCCAACCCCACGGCCUGCCGCACCCCCACAUGCAGACAGAGCAGGGCCCACAGCAACGCCAGUUCAACCCCUACACCGAGAACGGAGGAACAAUCCUCGCCAUCGCAGGCAAAGACUUUAGUGUGAUAGCAGGCGACACGCGACAGAGCGAGGGGUACAGCAUCCAGACGAGAUACGCGCCAAAGGUUUUCAGAUUAACCGAUCGUGCUGUCCUCGCGGUAAAUGGGUUCGCCGCAGACGGCAAUAUGUUCGUGAAGAAAGUCAGACAGCGUCUUGAGUGGUACCGCCAUGCCCACGCAAAGGAUAUGCCUCUCCGUGCAAUCGCGCGCUUGAUCCAAACGAUGUUAUACGCGCGUCGAUUCUUCCCGUACUAUGUAUACAACAUCCUAGGCGGCAUAGAAGAAGACGGCUCUGGCGCCGUCUAUUCAUUCGACCCGGUAGGCUCGUAUGAGCGUGAGGCCUGCCGUGCGGCGGGCGCGGCCCAGUCCCUCGUACAACCCUUCCUAGACAAUCAGAUCUACUUCAAGAACCAGACACCCGCACCGGGCACGUCACAUCCCACGCACCUUCCCCUCCCUACCGUCCUCAAACUGGUCAUCGACUCGUUUACGGGCGCCACGGAGCGACACAUCGAGGUCGGCGACGGCCUCGAGAUCUACGUUGUCCUCGCGAAGGGCGCGUCGACACAGGCCCUCGAGGGCAUCCGCGGCAUACAAGAAACCACCGUCACGAACGACGGCGAGCGCGUAUUCAUCAUCCAGCGGGAGCUGAAGAAAGACUGA